Cervus elaphus (red deer) is the source of this 1591-nucleotide messenger RNA. RefSeq names its product translation initiation factor IF-2-like. The record is from RefSeq and is a predicted model, not a curated record. NCBI's taxonomy places the organism in Eukaryota, Metazoa, Chordata, Mammalia, Artiodactyla, Cervidae. Bases 1 to 648 code for a protein of 215 amino acids. The transcript has 4 exons.
AUGUGCCAACCUCAGCCCUCGGGGGCAGCUGGAGACGUCGAAGGAGCCAGGACCCCCCAUCCCGGUGCGCAGCGCGCCCUCCCCCGCGCCAUCGGGGCCCCCGGCGGCCCAGGCCCUCCCCGCCUCCGCGCGCGGCCCUCCGCGGCUGGAUGCCCGGGGCUGCUCCGCCCGCGGGCGGAGGGGCUCCCGGGGCUGCAGGCAAGGCGGCGGGGAGCCGGAGGGCGCCGGCCGAGCAGGGGCAGAGGACGCACGCGGCCGGCCGGGCGGCGCGCGCUUUCCCCUCCCCCGCGGCCCGGAGCGCGAGCCGCCGUGACGUCAGGGGCCGCCCGCCAGCCCCGCGCUCCAGCGGGCAGAGCGCGUGCGGCCGCCGAGCACAUGGGCCCGCGGGCCGGGCGGACUCCGGGCGGCGGGGCCCGGGGGAAGGGCGAGGGGCCGCGAGCGAGGAUGAGCCCCGGCACGCCCCCGCCCCGGACCCCCUCGAGUGGAUUUCCACGCGGAAAGGAUGUUGGCGGUCCCGGUGACCUGCGGAGACACGGUGGGAGACACCUUUCAGGCAGGACCUGUUUUGCAGGGAGGCAUGUGGAUUCAGAGAACCGAUGUUCAAGGUUUCACAGCUGUUUGAUGAGGAAGUACUUCCAAAGAGCCUAAGGGCUGUGCCCGUGGCUAUUGAACAGCUGACCGCACUGGGACUCACACCCUGGUUUAUCUGGGCCCCGAACCCCCAUCCUCUGAAUGAGGAAUCAGGUGAAUGCAUGCCAGGGGGUGGAGGCGGGCAGGGGAUCACGUGCUGGAAGGCUUGGGAAUUCCAAGGCAGCUGAUCCGUGUCACCCCAGCACACAUUGGAGAGAAACCGAAAUGAAGCAAAGAUAGAGUCUGUCAGCAGUGGGACAGCUGUCACUUGCCCUGGGAACAAACCUCCUUGAUUUAUCUGCCCAGGCUUGGGCAGGCUCCAGCUCUCAGGAUAUCACCGAGAAAUGACGUGGACAUAGCUGGAGAAAUUGUCAGCUCUCCCUUCCUCAGAGAAAGAUGAGGCAGACACCUGCUUGGUAGCAUCGGUGUUGAGGCCUGCGGAGGGAGAGGAAUGGAGGCCAGCUAAGAGGGUGGGAGCUUCACUGACUGGCUCCUCCCCUGGGGACCUGGUCCCUCCUCCCCACAGCCACCCCCUCGGCCUCUGCUGACUCUUGGUCCUGCUAAAAUCAAGCCUGUGACGGAUCACUGCUGCAAGAGAGGGGAGGACAGAGAGAGAACAUACACACACACAGGCGCAGAAGCAGAGAGAGGGUGUGAUGCCCAGCCAGACACGCACCAGAGAUGCUCGCUCUGGCUCCCACCGUGGACUGUGCUGCUCCCUGAUCGCUAUUGCCAGGGACUGCCUGACCCAGCUUUGCGCAUUCCCGUCUCUGCCAACCCCGAUCCCUGAAGUCUUCCUGUUCCCAGAGCACCCCUCUGCACACCCUAUAUUUCGAGGAUGAUGCUUUUUUAGCUUUAUUUUUUUUUAUUUUACUGAUUUAUUAUUAUUUUUUAAAACUUUUUAUUUUGUACCGAAAAGUGAAAGGGUUAGUCGCUCAGUCAUGCCCGACUCUUUGCAGCC